Messenger RNA from Syngnathoides biaculeatus (alligator pipefish), 2122 nucleotides. It is a transcript of the gene asgr1a, whose product is annotated as asialoglycoprotein receptor 1a. The record is from RefSeq and is a predicted model, not a curated record. The transcript is spliced from 7 exons. Bases 1213 to 2046 code for a protein of 277 amino acids. Lineage: Eukaryota; Metazoa; Chordata; Actinopteri; Syngnathiformes; Syngnathidae.
AACACCCCCCCCCCCCAAUCAAACCACAUAAAUAGAACAUUCCCCCCUCCCUACCAAUGAAUUAAUUUGACCAAAUUUUGAUAUGUCCAAUUAAAGAAAUUAUGUGUGACUACCUACAACCCAUUUAAUCCUAUUUAGAUUGUGACGGACCUCCAAAUUUAGACACAUUCAAUUUUAUGAUUCACUAAACAAUCAACGGAUUAAAUAACGUUGAAUCCGCCCCAUCGAAUUAUUCCCAGCGAGUAAGCCUGCCCGCAACGUUUCGGCUAAUGAAGCCUUCCUCAGGCGCUGUUUACUCUCCCAAUUUGUGUCCCCCCCCUCAACGUCCAUAAGACAUAUGAAAACGAGUUUGUCAAUUUCAAAAGAAGUGACGACGCUUGUAGAAUUUGUAUACGCCAAUGUUCCAAAUGAUACGUUCCAUCCAACCUCCAGAAUCACAGAUUUUUCCGACCAACCUCCAAAUUAUAAGUAAGGUAAGUGCAUUUAAGGUUAGGGUUAGGAUUUAGGAUUUAGGAUUCGGGAAAGGGAAUCGGGAUACAGGUAAGGCAAAUGAUGGUUGGGGCAAGGGGUCGACCACCUUCCACUAAGGACUCCCUCCUAGUAUGCGCCAAGCACUAUCGACACAACACCGUAUUUCGGUUUGGGGUUAGGGUGAGUUGGAACUGUUGGGAAAAAUUGUGAAAUUCAGUUAUCAUACAUUUGCUCACAGAAGAAGAAAUGCUUUGCUAUGCAGCUUUCUUCGGCAAUUUGACAGGAAAUAGAUCUGCGCUCAAAAGAGGAAGUGGCGCUCUGCAGAAGACCAGAAAGGGCCAGAUUGAUGGAGGGCACCUGGAGGAUGAUUUCAAAAGGAAUUUGGGUCAUUUGCAUGAAGUCGUCUUGUCACAUGACAGCCUUUUGGGGGUGUUGUAAAUGUAAAUAUAAAUAUAAAGAGAAGGAGCCGGGGAGAACGGUUCCAGAGCGUGGUGGAGAACUGGGGGGCGCAGUUCCAUGAAAGCAAACUGGUGAUGUGUUCCUCCUUCCUCAUUUUGAAGGGCUUUAACCUAAUGUCACCCAGAUCGAACCUGACAAUCGCACACGAACGCAUCCAACCAGUCGCGUGGAUCAAAGUUCGCUCAGCGGUCAGUCACCUCCGGCUGGUCAGGAAGGUGCUUUCUCUGCGGCCGCGCUCCUCUUCCGUCACGUCGCCAAGACGCUGUUAAAAAGCUGAUUACCAUGACGACGGAAUACCACGAUGACAUCAACGAGGGCGGAAGCUCCUUCUGGAAUAAAGGACCCGCUUUCAGCCCUCGUUCAGCCGCGUCCAGGCUCACGCGCCGCGCCUUUCCCGUUCUGACCGCGGCAGCCAUCUUGGUUCUGGCAAUUGCACUGGGAGCCAGCUACUCCGGGUUGGCUCGUCGCUUGUGGUCUCUGGAGCAAAGUCUUUCCAACGUGAGCCAAUCGCUGAGCAGCGUCGAGCAGCUCACCGCAGACGCUGCCAGAGAUGCGGAGCGACUCAAGUUUGGGGUGGCGGGCAACAAAGACGAGCUGCGCUCAACUUCUGAGGCCUUGAAGCAGCUUGCCACGCUGGACACCCUCAGCAAGACCGUUGCCUCCCUCAAAUGUUCCGUUGAACACAUCAUCAACAAUGGUUCCACACCGAAAGGCUCCGGCUGCUGUCCGCUGGAGUGGCAGAGCUUCGGCGCCGACUGUUACCGCUUCAGUCAGUCGCUGCUGUCCUGGCACGACGCUCGCGACUGGUGCAACGGGCACGAGUCGCACUUGGCCAUCAUCCUGUCGGACGAGGAGUGGGACUUUGUGCGCCAGAUCGCGCACGGCGCCUUCUUCUGGGUCGGCCUGACCGACGAGAGGACGGGAUCGUGGGAGUGGGUCAACCAGACGCCUUACGUUAUGAACCGGAGGCACUGGCGGCCCGGGCAGCCCGACAGCUGGAUCCACCACGGCCUGGGACCCGGAGACGAAGACUGCGCUCACGUGCACAGCGACGGCCGCCUCAACGACAUUCACUGCUCCAGCAGGAUGCGGUUCCUCUGCCAGAGGCGCGCCUGACCGCGCCAGGAAAAAAAAGCUCUUUUGCGAACGCGCACUUUUUUUUUUUAAUAAAUAAAGUGCAACAAAAACCUUC